UGAUAGAAAAUAUAUUAUUAAUGUCACCUCAAUUAAAAAAAAACACAAGAGUAGAUAGGGGCAAAACAUGUUCCCCUUUCCUUUUUAGUACUACAAUUACUAUGUCUUUGUAACCACAUGGAACACUCUAACUCACUGAGUAACAUCAAGAAGGAAUCUUCAUCUUCAGUUUCCUCCAACCAGAACAUGGGUUCUUUCCCAAGUCCAGGAGCACCAUAUUACAGAGACAGAACAAGAAGGUAUGAGAACAACAAAGGGUGGAGUUCAGAGAGAAUAUCAAAGUCAACAAACAACAACAGCAGAAGACACACUAUGUCUGGUUUAACACCAUUCAAUAAUGGUGGAAGAACAAUGCCUUCAAAAUGGGAUGAAGCUGAAAGAUGGAUUUGUAGUCCUGUUUCAUCCUAUGCUUCUGAUAGCAGAACAUCUUCACAUAUACAACAGCAACAACAACUUCAACAACGUAGACCCAAAUCAAUAAGUGGUCCAAUUGUUCAACCAGGUUUGGCUUUCUACUCAAACUAUUCACCUUCAGUUUCACAACUUGGACAAGGUUUUGUUGUGAGGAACUUGAUGGUUAGUUCACCUUUUUCAACUGGUGUGUUGGCACCUGUUGCUGUUUCUGUUCAUCGUUAUGAUGAUGAUGAUGACACACAUGGUACUGUUUUUGGUUAUGAAAUUGACAAUGGUGUGCAAUAUUCUAUUCCUGUCUUCAACCAGAAUGGUGUAGCGAGUUCAUCAAUGUCCACUGCACCCAUGUGUUCUGAAUCUGAAAUGAUGUGUCACCCUUCAUCUCCUUCUUCUCAAGAUGAGGAACAUGAUGGAAUGAAUAAUGAGGAAACUGUGAUAUCUCAUGUCCCAAGGUGUGAUAAAGGUACCCAAAUGAGUCCUACAGAAACAGAGAAUGAUGCACAUUCAUCUCCUAAAUCUUCUACCACAUCUGCCAUAGAACAAGAAGAUUUUCAUUAUCCUAAAUUAGAAGUCAGAGAUGUGGAGGUUGACAGUCAAGCAACUGUUAUCAGGGGAUCCAAGAGGCAUGCAGCCAAAUUAUUAACCAAAAAUGACUCAAUGCAUACGACAGAUUUGAGAAAGAAUAGUGCGGAUGCACAAGAUUCAUGUUGGGAUAUUGAAGAGUCUACCUUGGACACUUCCAAGUUACAGAGAGAGGAAGCCAAAAUCAUUGCAUGGGAAAAUUUGCAGAAAGCAAAGGCUGAAGCUGCAAUACGAAAACUUGAGAUGAAAUUGGAAAAGAAGAGAUCCUCCACAAUGAAUAAGAUUCUAAAAAAGCUGAGAAGGGCACAAUUGAAAGCAGAAAGUAUGAGAAGCUUAACACCUGUACAACAGGACCAUCAAGCUUCCAAGAUUUACAAAGUAUUUUCAUUCCCCAAAUAUGCUCAGAUGUGGUCUCCAGGCAGCUGCUUCAGCACUCAUUCUCGGUGAUCGAUCCCAUGUACGAGCCUUGAAAUCAUUGAGGUUUUGACCAGGUUGUAUAAGAAUAUACUGCAUUGUCUUAAUGCCCUUUGAUGUAAAUGGCUUGUGUUAGAAAGUACAUUACAUCAUUAUUUGUAGCUAGGUAUGUUAUUUGUGUAUAUAAAGCACAAUGAGAAUGAUUUGUGUGGACGAACUUUCCUCAAAUAUUUUUAUAUCUCGUUCUCUUCA
Messenger RNA from Cicer arietinum (chickpea), 1659 nucleotides. RefSeq lists its product as uncharacterized. NCBI's taxonomy places the organism in Eukaryota, Viridiplantae, Streptophyta, Magnoliopsida, Fabales, Fabaceae. The record is from RefSeq and is a predicted model, not a curated record.